AAAAGGAGCGUUUCAUCAUCUUUUUCACCUAGCGACUGUGUUUCUGUGUUUUUCGUGCCUUUCUGUUCGGUGGUGUUGAAACAUCGCGGAAAUUGAAGAUCCACCGAUCAAAAUCCGGGUGUUGCAAAGUGGAAAUGAGUACAACUCCCCAAGAAAGGUACCGAAAUUGCUACAAUACGAUAGUGAUGAAGUUUUGCUAAAGGCGGAAGCAACAUCCAACAAUCGAUACCUUCUGUCUCUUCGUCGACCUUGAAAAACGUGUGUUGAGGGAAGAAACUGUGUUCUGUAGCACAUAAAGACCAUCAUCAUCAUCGUCGGGAAAAGUGGCAGUGGUUGAGUGAAACGGAACCAUCUUAAAACUUGAACGAAAAUUGCAGUACACAUCAAAAUGUGCAAUAUGUUAACUUUUCUGAAGCAAAGUGAGCAAGUGGCAACUACUACUACUUACGAAAUCCGCACCUCGCACGGGUUUACGUCAUAUCUGACCGCCCUUAUCAGUCGCUAGAUGGGACGGUGGUGUGUUGUGGCAGCAGUGGUAGCCGUUUUUUUGUAGCAGUCCGGAUCGUCGCAGCAACGCAGCAACGAAACAAGGCGAGCAAAUUAACGCGCACUUACUUCCCUGCCAACGACAAACCAGCAGCUGGAGGUGGUCAGGAGAAACAGCAGAGUACACGAAGCAACAGACGGUCUGCGGGUUAGCAACAGCAGCAGCAUCACAACAGCCAACAGCCAUCGCAGUGUCUAGCAGUGAACCGGAUGUAUGGCAGUACGACGAAUCUGUAGUUGCACGGAACAGGCCUGGAAGUAAAUCGUGACUCAGUUGAUAUCCCCGCUGUAUAUAAUGUAUAUACCUGUCGUCUUUCUACAAUCCUUUUUCUGCCUUAUUUCUGAUUCUGUACUGAACACCGACGUCUAGUCGCGAUAGCAGCACACCUUCCUUUAUAAGCUUCUUCGCGAAAGACGUAUCGUUCCUUCCUUGUAACAAUCCGCCAAACGCCUGUUUCUGGAUCCGAGAUCCAGGUCAAACACAGCUCAUCGUCAACAUCGAGGUGACGAACAUUAACGAAUUAAGACAGAUGAAAUCGUGACUAUAUGCUAUAGUUAUAGUAAUAGUAAUUGCUGACCGCGAAGAGACCACAAACCUGUAGGACCCAGCACUUCGACAAAAUAGUGCGAAAUUGUGCACGAUACAGCACGGUGAAAACGAAACAUCCAGUGCAUAAUCUAUUCGGACAACAUGGCAUCAACCUUGAAAAAUCAUAAGACAGCUGCAGCCGCGGCAGCAGCAACUGCCGGUGCAGCCGGUGCAGGAAAGGGCAGCUUCGGAUGGCUGGCCCACGUGAAGUAUGAACAUCUGAUGGCUGGCAUUUCCGGUGGUGUCACAUCGACACUGCUUCUGCAUCCUCUGGAUCUGAUCAAGAUCCGUUUCGCCGUUAACGAUGGACGAACGGCUUCGGUGCCACAGUAUCGCGGAUUGACCAGUGCAUUCCUGACGAUUUUCCGCCAGGAAGGCUUCCGUGGAUUGUACAAAGGAGUGACCCCAAACAUGUGGGGCUCCGGUAGUGCGUGGGGAUUCUAUUUUAUGUUCUACAACACGAUAAAGACAUGGAUACAGGAUGGUAAUACGGCGCAACCCUUAGGACCUACGCUACACAUGUUGGCGGCAGCCGAAGCAGGCGUUCUAACGCUUGCCAUGACGAACCCAAUUUGGGUGGUGAAGACGAGACUUUGUCUUCAGUGUAAUGAGCGCGUUACGGCCGGUUCCGGUACCGGGUAUGCCGGUAUGGUUGAUGGUCUUACCAAAAUCUACCGCACGGAGGGCAUUCGAGGACUAUACAGAGGAUUCGUGCCGGGAAUGUUUGGCGUAUCGCACGGAGCGCUCCAGUUCAUGACAUACGAGGAAAUGAAGAACAAAUACAACCAGCACCGCAAACUACCGAUCGACGCAAAACUGACGACAUCCGAGUACUUGACGUUUGCCGCCGUUUCGAAAUUAAUUGCAGCCGCCGGUACCUACCCAUACCAAGUAAUACGGGCGCGCUUGCAGGAUCAAAACCAUAGCUAUAAGGGCACCUGGGAUUGCGUGAAGCUGACAUGGAGAUAUGAAUCGUGGCGCGGAUUCUAUAAAGGUCUCGGUCCGAACCUGACCCGGGUCAUCCCGGCGACGAUGGUUACGUUUGUAACGUACGAACAUGUAUCACACUAUCUAUUGGAUAAGAGCAAAUCCAGGAACAAUACGCACUAGAACAGGGAAAGUGGUCCCCUUUUGCUCCUUCGUUCCUUUACAGUGGUAUAAGUGUUGAUGCCCGUUAUACAGCUUCGUUGAUGGUUAGGCAAUAUGUUUACUGCACAAAGUGGAUAGACGAAGCAAUAUGCCAUUAAUCAUUUACUUGUCUAGAAAUGACCAAAAACUAGGUGUUGAAUAUUUAAAGACGUAUACAUACGCACAGAUCGUGCUGCUAGUUCCUUUACAUAAUAAUUUUCCAGCGUUUGGUUAUCUGACUACUGGCAGGAACACUUAACGUUCUACGAAGAAUUCCUUUUUGCGCUGUACUCUUCUUGGCGGAUGUGGUCUUCUGGGUUGUGUGCAUUUAGCACAUUCGGUAAUGAAACAAGACGAGAAGGAUCAAUUUCAAGGUACAGUAUAUCAGUGAGUACAAAGAUGCAAGCUGGACGCGCUCAUCCGAUGGGGCUUCUGCUAAGGAAAACGAACUCCAGUCAUACACAUUUAGGUUAGCAAAUAUAUUUCCUGGAAAAGGACUGUUGGAUUAUGAA
Molecule: messenger RNA, 2775 nt
Organism: Anopheles funestus (African malaria mosquito)
Lineage: Eukaryota; Metazoa; Arthropoda; Insecta; Diptera; Culicidae
Product: mitochondrial folate transporter/carrier
Exons: 5
Coding region: 1238-2245 (335 amino acids)
Biological process (GO): nucleotide transport; folate import into mitochondrion; mitochondrial transport
Cellular component (GO): mitochondrial membrane; mitochondrion
Molecular function (GO): FAD transmembrane transporter activity; folic acid transmembrane transporter activity
Source: RefSeq, a predicted model, not a curated record